AUGUUCACCAAGGUCGUAUUCUUCUUGUGCGCUGCGGGUAUCGCUUCUGCCGGCAACCUGCUACAUGCUGCGGCCCCGCUGACUUAUAGCGCGCCCGUCGCGUACAGCUCGGCACCAGCUGUCUCCUCUGUGUCAUUCUCCAGCCAUUCUGCACACGCUCCCGUCGCCACAUACGCUUCUGCCCCCGUCUACGCCCAGACCUAUGCCGCACCUGCUCUCACUACUUAUGCCUCGGCCCCCGUCAUAGCCAAGUCUUACAGUCCGGCUGUAUCCUACCAGUCCAUCUCUUCUCACUCUGCUCCCGUUGCGUACGCUAAAACCAUCGCCUCGCCAGCUUUUGCAACAUACUCUGCUGCCCCUGUGUACACUAAAUCUAUUGCCCCCGCUGUAUCUUACUCGUCCAUCUCCCACGCAGCUCCUUUGACAUAUGCAGCAGCUGCUCCCGUAGUCGCAAAGACCUACGCUGCUCCUGCCAUCGCUUCCUACUCCGCUCCAAUUGUAACCAAGACAGUCAGCCCCGCUGUAUCCUACUCAUCUAUUGCACACUCAGCACCUGUUGCCUACGCCGGUAGCCCUCUUAUCACCAAAACCGUUUCAGCUCCCGCUUACACAACAUAUGGCGCUGCUCCCGUCCUGAAGUCAGCUGUCACAUAUUCAGCUGCUCCCGCCGUCUCCCAUGUUACUUACUCAGGUCUCGGUGUCAACUACGGCUGGUAA
This is a messenger RNA of Arctia plantaginis, 717 nucleotides long. Lineage: Eukaryota; Metazoa; Arthropoda; Insecta; Lepidoptera; Erebidae. The record is from the annotation of a GenBank genome assembly.